AUGGACGCCACAGCGGUUGUUGGGUGCUUCCGGGACAGGACCAUACUCGUCACUGGCUCAACUGGUUUCCUCGGGAAAUUGUUGGUGGAGAAGAUAUUGAGGGUUCAGCCGAACGUGAAGAAGCUCUACCUGGUGGUGCGCGCGUCGGAUGCCGCCUCUGCGGAGCAGCGUAUCCUGUCCCAGGUAGGGGCAAUCCCACAAGCAAAUAAGAGCUCAUUUACCAAUGCAUUCUGCAAAAAACCUCCCUACGUGGAACAAAUGCAUGUUCUGGGGAAGGAUCUGUUCAACACCAUGCGAGAAAAGCAUGGGCUAGCUGGCUUCGAGGAGCUCAUCCAAGAGAAGAUAGUUCCUCUCGCAGGAGACAUUGGGAUUCAAAACUUUGGGCUCGAUAGGUCGACAGUUGACGACCUUUGUGAGGAGAUCGAUGUUAUCAUCCAUGGGGCAGCAACAACGAGCUUCUAUGAACGGUACGAUGUGGCAUUAGCAUCAAAUGCAUUAGGAGCCAAAUAUAUAUGCGAAUUUGCAAAGAAGUGCAGCAAUAUGAAAUUGUUGCUUCAUCUUUCCACUGCUUUUGUAGCGGGUACCCGAAAAGGACUUUUACUAGAGGAAGCACUGCAGAUGGGUGAAACACUAAGGCCCGGUUACUGUUUAGACAUUAAAGCUGAGUUGCGGUUAGUUGAGAAGAUCAAGACUGAACUCAGAGUAGCCAAUAGUGGUGGGCCAGACCAGUCAUUGGAGAAAACAGCCAUGAAAGAACUUGGCUUAAAGAGUUUCCUGAUGGGUUAG
Aegilops tauschii subsp. strangulata is the source of this 786-nucleotide messenger RNA. Lineage: Eukaryota; Viridiplantae; Streptophyta; Magnoliopsida; Poales; Poaceae. The record is from RefSeq and is a predicted model, not a curated record.